GGUAGAUUUACAAAGGCAAACCCUAUUCUCACUUCUCUAAUACCAUUCUCGAUUUAUUCCCUUCCCAAUCACUCUCCAUUCUCUCCAUUCAACCGCAAAAAUCCAUUAAAACGAAAUCUAAAUCUAAAUCUCAAUUCGCAAAUUCUCUGUUCUCAAUCGUAGUCACGAUCUGCAUUCUCAAUUGCAUCAUGGAAUUGAAACGGCGAACGUUUAAACCUUUACGAACCUCAAACCCUAAUAGCGCUGAUUUCUCUCUUCCCUAGCCAGUAUCAUGCUCUAUUCGCCGUCUCCACUCUCGAUUGUUGUCCUCCUUCGCCAUCUCAAUCGCGUUCCUUUGAAACUACUUCAGUCAAGUACAGUGAAAUUGUGUUGGUUUGUUAGAUGUAUGCAACAAUAUUAAACUUCAAUAAUGAUGGUUCUGAAACUAACCAAGAGUACGGGAGAUACCAAUGCGAACUACUUGUGGAGGACUUGGAUAAGAAAUGGAAGUGAAUCACAUUGAAUAACUCGGUUCUUGAGCUGUCGCAUGGAAGUAAACUUGUAAAAGAAAAUCCUGCAGUUCAAGAAAGAAUGUUUCUCCUCCUUUAUGUAGUAGAGGCUGUGAUGUGGAGUCUCCGUUCUAUCGAGAACUGCAGAAUUAUAGGAGGAACACAUAGCAGCCGUUGGAUUUCUAUUGAACAGAGGUCAACCUGACCUUCAAGGGAUCACCCGAAAAAGAACGAGCUUGCAAUAUAUGAUGGGUUAUCAAGAGUUGCUUCUUAAGGUAUUUUCUGGUUGUUUAUGCAAGGUAGGAGAGUAGCAAGAGAACUAAUCUUUGAUCCUGAAAUAGAGAAAACAGCUAAAGCAAACAGAAAAGCAGUUCGGUUAGCCCGAGAGGUUGCCCGGUUAGCAGGUGUUGCACAAGAAAGUAGUGAAGAAGCGGUUUCUAGUCCAAACACAUCUGACAACGAAGCCAACAUCAUGGCUGGAAAUCCACCACCACCUCCACCAGUUGUGCCUGAAAGGACAUUAGGUGACUAUGGCCAAAGAAACAACGGAGAGCUGGCCAAUCUGGGUUUUCAACCAAGGAAUCAUGUGUCAUUUGAUAUCAAGAAUUCAGUGCUCAGCGCCCUCAAAGAGAAUCAAUACUCAGGAGCAGAAACACAAUGUCCAAAUCUCCACUUGGAGCAUUUCUAUGAAGCUUGUGACUAUAUAGACCCACCAGGAGUAUCUGAAUCAGAUAAAAGAUUAAGGCUUUUCAAGUACUCGUUAACUGGAAGAGCUAAAGACUGGCUGGACACAAUACCACCUAACACCAUCACUACUUGGCAAGAGCUAGAGAUGAAAUUCAUGGAUAGGUACUUUCCAAUUCAUAAGUAUCUUGAAAGAAGAGCUGACAUUACAAGUUUUGAGCAAGGAGACUCCGAAACAUUGUAUGAUGCCUGGGAAAGAUUCAAACUGAGCCUGAAGAAGUGUCCUAAGCAUGGGCUCGAUAGUCAUACUCAAAUGCAACAUUUCACACAAGGAUUGAGAGCUCAAACUAGAAUGUUUCUAGAUGCAUCGGCAGGUGGAUCUUUGAAAAAUAAAAAUCAAACUCAAGCUAGAGAGUUGGUGGAAUCCAUGGCUCAAAAUGAGUACAGAGUUGAAAAUGAUCGUGGUGCAAAGAAGAAAGCAGGCAUGCUAGAGCUUGAUACUCAAACUGCUCUUUUGGCCCAAUCUACAUUGAUGAACUCUCAAAUGGCAGCUGUGUUGAAACACCUCACUAGCACUCCAAAUUCCCAGAUGCCAGUCAUGGCAGCUAAUGAAGUGAAAUGUGAUUUUUGUGGACAAGGGCAUGCUAAUGGCCAAUGUUUUCCUGAAGGGUCAGAAGAGGCAAAGUACCUCGCCAACUUCAAAAGGAACAACCCAAAGUAUGAUCCAUAUUCAAACACUUAUAACCCAGGUUGGAGAGAUCAUCCAAACUUUGGUUGGGGAGGAAAUCAAAACUCAAAUCAAUCUCAACAACAAUCUUCUUCACAAAACUCUCAACAAAGGAGACCUUCUCAAUUAGAGGAUACACUUACUCAAUUCAUAAAGGUUACUCAAGGGAACUUUGAAGCUAUGAAGGUCAGCCAAGAUCAAAUGAAAGCCAACCAAGAUGUUGCCAACAAGAAUCAUGAAGCUUCAAUUAAGAACUUGGAAACUCAAGUUGGGCAAUUGUCAAGGCAAUUCGCGGCUACUCAAAAUAAUGGUUUUGAAGGUUCUACAAAGGAUAAUCCGAGGAAUGAAAGUUGCAAGGCGAUUAAUUUGAGAAAUAGAGUGGUUCCUUCACCUGAGAUUGUAACGAAGAAAAAGAGUGAGUCUAGUGUUGAGGGAGUGAAAGAAAAAAAUAAUGUUGAGGGAGAAGUUGAAAAUGAGAAUGAGGGAGAAGUUGAGAAUGAGUUAGAGAAAAUGAUUGAGAGUGAGAAAGAGGAGUUAGUUGAAGAGGAGAAAGAUAAAAAAAUUGAAAAAAAGAAUGAGGAAAAGUUAGUUGAAAAGAGAGGCAAGGGUGUAGAGGAGAAAGAAAGUUCUGUCCAUGCCAAAUUGCCAUAUCCGCGCAAGAAGAAGGCAAAGGCUAAUGAUCACCAACAAUUCAAAAAGUUUAUGAAGAUGCUUCAUGAUCUCCAAAUUAACAUUCCUUUUGCUGAAGUGUUGGAACAGAUGCUUGUCUAUGCCAAAUUCAUGAAAGAACUUAUGACAAAGAAGCGGAAACCUCUUGAUGAUGAUACAGUGGAGAUGACAGAGGAAUGUAGUGCCAUAAUCCAAAAGAAACUUCCUCAAUAGAAGAAGGAUCCUGGAAGCUUUACCAUACCAUGUUCAAUAGGUAACAUCUCCGUUGGUCGAGCUCUAUGUGAUUUAGGAGCUAGCAUCAACCUAAUGCCAUUGUCAAUGAUGAAGAAGAUACCCGGAGCUGUUGCAAAACCCACAAAGAUGCAGCUCUCUUUAGCUGAUCGUUCUAUUGUACAUCCUUACGGCGUACUUCAUGAUGUGUUGGUAAGAGUUGCGGAGUUUGUUUUUCCGGCUGAUUUCGUCAUCCUUGAUAUGGAAGAUGAUGCAGAUGUAGAACCAUUGUUGUUGGGUAGACCAUUCUUAGCUACCGGAAGAGCAUUGAUUGAUGUUGAGAUGGGAGAACUUAUGUUGAGAACACAUGGGGAACAAGUCAUGUUUAACGUGUUCAAAGCUAUGAAACACCAUGAUGAUGAGCCACAAUGUUACAAGGUUGACGUGAUUGAGGAAGUGGUAGAAGAUGUCUUAGUGGAAGAAACACCAUCCUUACCUUUAGAAAGAGUAAUUGUUAAUUCCAUCGAUGAUUUGGAAGAGGAAUGGGACAAGGAGAUUGAAAUUUGUCUCCGUCAACUUGAAGCAUGUAAAGAAGAAGAAGCACAAAAAGAUUUUGAAAAUGUGUAUGCUGUGGAAGAGAAAGCUAGUGGUAAGGAGGACCUAAAAGUUACUAUUCCGGAGUUGAAAGAGCUCCCCCCUCACUUAAAAUAUGUUUUCUUAGGAGAAGAUGCUUCACAACCGGCAAUCAUAAGCAGCAGGUUGAGUUCUUUGGAAGCAGAGAAGCUAACUAGAGUCUUGCGAGAAAAUAAAGAAGCCAUGGGUUGGAGCAUCUCUGAUUUGAAAGGGAUUAGUCCCGGAUUCUGCAUGCAUAAAAUAAAAAUGGAAGAUGAAUACAAACCUGUGGUGCAACCUCAAAGAAGACUAAAUCCAACCAUGAAAGAGGUGGUAAAGAAAGAGGUUCUUAAACUUCUAGAAGCUGGUAUGAUUUAUCCAAUCUCGGAUAGUGCUUGGGUAAGUCCUGUCCAUGUGGUCCCGAAAAAAGGUGGUAUGACAGUUGUGAGAAACGAAAAAAAUGAACUGAUACCCACUCGCACCGUCACUGGGUGGCGGAUGUGUAUAGACUACAGACGGUUGAAUUCAGCAACAAGAAAGGACCAUUUUCCUCUUCCAUUCAUGGACCAAAUGUUGGAAAGGCUUGCAGGGCAGGCCUAUUAUUGCUUUUUGGAUGGAUAUUCUGGGUACAAUCAGAUUGUAGUAGACCCAGAGGAUCAGGAGAAAACAGCUUUUACUUGCCCUUUUGGAGUAUUCGCUUACCGGAAGAUGCCUUUCGGGUUGUGCAACGCACCGGCCACAUUCCAGCGGUGUAUGCUAUCUAUUUUUGCUGAUAUGAUGGAAGACACAAUCGAGGUAUUUAUGGAUGAUUUUUCUGUGUUUGGUAAGUCUUUUGAUAAAUGUUUAGCCAAUUUGAAUGCCGUAUUGAAGAGAUGCAUAAGUACCAAUUUAGUUUUAAAUUGGGAAAAAUGUCAUUUUAUGGUUAAAGAAGGUAUUGUGCUUGGACACAAAAUCUCUUCAAAGGGCAUUCAAGUUGACCAAGCAAAGAUAGAGGUUAUUAAGGAAUUGCCCCCUCCCGUUAAUGUUAAGGGAGUGAGAAGUUUUUUGGGUCAUGCCGGUUUCUAUCGGCGUUUCAUCAAAGACUUUUCGAAAAUAGCUAAGCCCUUAAGUAACCUCCUUGUGAAGGAAAAUGAAUUUAAAUUUGAUGAUGAAUGUUUGAAUGCUUUUGUUGUGAUUAAAGAAAAGUUGGUCACCGCGCCCAUAAUCGUUGCACAUAAUUGGGAUCUCCCUUUUGAAUUAAUGUGUGAUGCAAGUGAUUAUGCGGUUGGAGCGGUGCUUGGCCAACGACAUGCGAAAUUUUUCCAUGCUAUAUAUUAUGCAAGCAAGGUUUUGAAUGAAAACCAAAUCAAUUACACAACUACUGAAAAAGAGUUGCUUGCAAUAGUAUUUGCUUUGGAAAAAUUUCGCUCUUAUCUGAUUGGAUCGAAAGUUGUUGUUUUUUCAGAUCACUCGGCACUUAAGUACCUCCUCACAAAAGGCGACUCAAAGCCUAGACUCUUGAGGUGGGUACUACUUUUGCAGGAAUUUGAUUUGGAGAUAAAAGACAAGAAAGGUGUGGAGAAUGUGGUCGCGGACCAUUUGUCAAGGUUAGAAAAUCCAAUGGUGACCACAAAAGAGAAGUGCAUUAAUGAAGAGUUCCCGGAUGAAAAAUUGCUGAUGGUUUCUAAAAGGCCUUGGUUUGCUGACAUGGCUAAUUUCAAAGCAGGAAAUGAAAUUCCGGAGGACUAUUCCUAUCAACAAAAGAAGAAAUUCUUUAGAGAUGCUAACUUCUAUUUUUGGGAUGACCCAUACCUAUUUAAGGUGGGGCAAGAUGGCUUGAUCCGUAGAUGUGUUGAUGAAGAAGAGGCGCAAAGCAUAAUGUGGCAUUGCCACAGUUCUCCAUAUGGUGGUCAUCACAGUGGUCCACGAACAGCAGCAAAGGUGCUUCAAAGUGGUUUCUUUUGGCCGACACUGUUUGCAGAUUGUGUAAAGUUUGCUAGAAGAUGUGAUAAUUGCCAGAGGACCGGCAAUGUUUCAAAGCGGGAUGAGAUGCAUCUAAACCAAAUGCUCGAAGUAGAACCUUUGAUUGUUGGGGGAUUGAUUUCAUGGGACCUUUUCCAUCUUCACGGUCUAAUCUUCAUAUAUUGGUGUGUGUAGAUUAUGUUACAAAAUGGGUGGAAGCUAUUCCUUGCCAAGCAAAUGAUUCUCAUACCGUGGUGAAGUUCCUUAAAGAAAAUAUUUUUACUCGGUUUGGGGUUCCUAGAAUUCUCAUUAGUGAUGGAGGCAAACAUUUUUGUAACAAAUACUUGGAGAAUGUCUUGGAGAAAUACAAUGUCAAGCACAAGGUGGCCACUCCAUACCAUCCUCAGACAAGUGGACAAGUUGAAGUAUCUAACCGGCAAUUGAAACAAAUUCUGGAGAAAGAAAAUCCUAAUGGCUCACAUGAACCGACCUGCUCUGAUACCAACUAUUGUAACACCCCGAACUAACUACCCUUAAAAACGUGAUCUUAAAAACUUUUUAAAGAUAAGUAGCCGGAGCGCUACGAAAAACAUUUUUAUAAAACGAUCGUGCACAUGACACGAAACGUCGCAGCGGAAAACAUUAAGUAAAGGAUUUUCAAAGCAAUGAACAAAAUAGUUCAAAAGAUAAAUCAUUUACAUAAAACAUAAGUUAAGAUGUUCGCAUCGAUAUACGACGGAAUACAAACGAUCCCCGACUCGAUGUUACAACAUAACAGAGCACUAAUAUACAUCACAACCAAACUAACUUAACAAAACUAUACAAAGGUAGCCUACACUAGCUCCUCACCAAAAGUGCUCCACACCAAAACGAUCUACAGCUAAAGCUCGAUCGAAACCUCGACCUGAAUACCUGAACCCCCAA
Messenger RNA from Trifolium pratense (red clover), 6255 nucleotides. RefSeq lists its product as uncharacterized. The coding region runs from base 781 to 2781 and encodes 666 amino acids. NCBI's taxonomy places the organism in Eukaryota, Viridiplantae, Streptophyta, Magnoliopsida, Fabales, Fabaceae. The transcript has 6 exons. The record is from RefSeq and is a predicted model, not a curated record.